AUGAUCGACGACGAAGAGAAGUACUGGCUGCUCCUGGGAAUUCGCCGCGGCUCUGUGGUCCGUGACUCCAUAACUCUCACUCUUUUCAAAGUGCUGGAGGAUACAAAGCUGUUGGCCGUGCGUAUCAAUCAAUAUGAGAGUCAAGAAAUCCUGCGGCCAGCCAUAUUCCACCGCAUACGACAAAUGCCAAGUCAAGUUCAAGCCCUCAUGCUACAAGAUCCUGAAGAAUGCCUUGACGCUCUUUCCAGGAUUGCCCAGCUUUGCAAGCAAAGCACCUACCGAGUCUGGAAGUACUACAAGGAUACGGCGACCCACAUGCUUCACGAAGAAAAAGUCGUCUUCGUCGCCCCGGAUGGGAUAACGUCAAAAUCCACUUUCCUCUCCCGCUUUUUGACCACCAAACGUGCCCUUUACCACGAUGGUACCGUUGACGAGAGACAUUUGAGCUACGGGUUGUUUGUGGACAAAUUGAAGCAUUUCUGCGGCUACGAUCCCUCAAUCCACGAUAUCAGUCUCUGGCACGUGGAACCAGGAUCUCAGUCACGACUAGAGGCUAAUGCUGUCACCGACCAUGAUAGUUGGAUAUCGGCUAUGAUUGAAGAGCAGAAUAUGCUGCAGAGCUCUAAGACGCCGGUGGUGUUCCAUGUUGCCGAGCUGAAUACAUUUUACCUUGGCCAGAGAUUCGAGUCAUAG
This is a messenger RNA of Penicillium cosmopolitanum, 693 nucleotides long. RefSeq lists its product as uncharacterized. The transcript has 2 exons. Lineage: Eukaryota; Fungi; Ascomycota; Eurotiomycetes; Eurotiales; Aspergillaceae. The record is from RefSeq and is a predicted model, not a curated record. Bases 1 to 693 code for a protein of 230 amino acids.